Molecule: messenger RNA, 485 nt
Organism: Trypanosoma cruzi
Lineage: Eukaryota; Euglenozoa; Kinetoplastea; Trypanosomatida; Trypanosomatidae
Product: trans-sialidase, putative
Exons: 1
Source: RefSeq, a predicted model, not a curated record
GUGUGGGUGUGGGUGCGUCGUGUGCAUUGGGAAGCACGGAAUCCCAAGAGAUCUCCCACUUCUACAUUGGAGGGGACGAACGCAGUGCAGGCGGCGCAGGGAGCAAAGAAGAAGUGUCAGUGACUGUGACGAACGUCCUGCUGUACAACCGCCCGUUGAGUACUGCGGAGAUGACUGCGCUUAAAAUGAAAAGCGUUAAUAUUCCAAAGCUGUAUCAUGCAAAAACAGAGCCGAGGGGUACUCCGUCUACUCCUGCCGGGCAACAGCCGUCGGAAUGGGGGCAUUUGGUGGGAAGCAGUAAAGAUGCGAGUGGUGGUGUGGAGGGGGCCGAUUCACAGAUCAGGGAAGUAAAUGCCACGGCACUCAGCAGCAACCUCGGAAAUGUGUCGCAAGAAAAUAACAGCGAUGCCGGCACCAUGCGUGGGAGCGGACUGCUGCCAUCGCUGCUGCUUCUGUUGGGACUGUGGGGGUCUGCGGCUCUCUGA